Hemibagrus wyckioides is the source of this 2479-nucleotide messenger RNA. RefSeq names its product junctional adhesion molecule-like. Gene Ontology annotation, biological process: immune response; cellular response to lipopolysaccharide; positive regulation of T cell proliferation. NCBI's taxonomy places the organism in Eukaryota, Metazoa, Chordata, Actinopteri, Siluriformes, Bagridae. Gene Ontology annotation, cellular component: external side of plasma membrane. The transcript has 6 exons. Bases 89 to 997 code for a protein of 302 amino acids. The record is from RefSeq and is a predicted model, not a curated record.
GGUAGAAAUCACCCAACACCAAGGAGGUUCAGUUCUGUUACCCUGCUCCUGCUCUGACCUGAACACCAAACCUCAGACAUUCACCUGGAUGACCUUCAGAACAGGAUCUCUGACUGACGUGUUAAAUGAUGAACACUACCGUGGCAGACUUCAGCUGUUUAAUAACAUUUCUCCUGGUAAUCUGUCUCUGUUCAUAUCUGACCUGAGAGAAGAGGAUCAGGGAGUCUACAGGUGCAGAACUGAGAAGAAACACAGAGACUUCAGGAUUUAUGUUAAAGGCUGUGAGCUGGUGAAGAAGGCAGAGGUAGAGGACAUGACUGUGUUCACAGGAGAGUCUGUAGUUCUGCCCUGUGUCUGCACUGACCUACAGAACAAACCAAAGUCUCUAAAAUGGGAGUUUUCAAUACCAACAGAAUCUAAUAGCAAUCAUUAUCAGGAAAUUUACCCUGAACAGACUGGACAUCACAGAAACAGAGUCAAACUGGUCAGUAAAAACUCUCCAGGAAACCUCUCUCUACUCCUAUCAGACCUGACUGAAGAGGACCAGGGAAACUACAGAUGUUCUGUACAGGCAGAGAGAAAAGAUUUCAGACUAAAUGUUAAAGUAGGAAGAAGAGAAACUUCAACACACUCGGGGAAAACAGACAGAAGACCUCCAUCAGAACAGCCUCCAAGUAAAACAACAAACUCUCCACCUUCAUCAUCCUCAACAACACUGGAACAAGAUAAACAACAAAUUCACAGCAGACCUCUGGUGUUCGGCAUUGCUGCGGCUUUUCUGUUGGUGGUAAUCGGUGUAGUGGCAUUUAUUUGUUGGAGACGCAAAGGAGGAAGAUCUGGAAAGAAGGUGAUUACUGAAGGACAUCCAAAGCAGAAGGAUCAGACUGUACCUGAUGUUACUUACUCUACUGUAAGCCACAUUCACACAGCCGGAGCAGCUCGGGUCCAGAUCAACGCUGGAGAGAAAACCGAAUACGCCAGCAUUGUAACAAACUAAUCUGCAGUAAAUAUAUAGAAUAAUGCUGAAAUCAUACAGUAGAUUAAAUACAUACCAUGAUAAGCACAGGAUUCAUGAUAUCGGUUCGGUUUAUUUUACUGUCAUUUUUUUUCUAGCCAUAAAUGGCAGAUUUAAUCAUAUGUGUGCUGAUCUCAGCAAUAAUAUUUUGAGUCUACAUGUCAUUUUAUAUCUUUUGUGAAACAUUCUUAGAAAAAAGAAAAAAGAACGUUCGUGGAUUUCAAAAUGAGUUUUUGUAAAACACACUUAUAGUUAGUUAAAGGGUUUGUGACAGUGGUCUUGUUGAGUGUGGAGUAUUACACAGUGUUCUUUCUGCAUGGUACAAUGCUACAACGUCCUCUACAUUAGUUGUCUCUGUACACAGUGACCUGGCUGAUGCUUGAUAAUGUCUGUAUAGCUGAUAUUAUUGUGUGAAGUUAUCUUCAUGCUGAUGAAUUGUACAACCUGCUUCACUGUGAGAACAAGUGCUGAGAACAGACACAGUGCAGGACCGCUGAUGUGAACCAGUCCUGUGGUUGUACCUCAUGCAUUACAUCAGACUCUAUUAUUAUUAUUAGUAGUAGUAGUAGUAGUAGUAGUAGUGCUGCAGGAUCCCAUGCUCUCAUUCCUGCAGCCCGGGUUUGAUUCCUGUGUAGGGCACUAACCCAGACACUGAGGGAUUAACUCUCAGUGUCCAGAUGAAAUGGGAGGGUUGAAUCAGGAAGGGCAUCCGGCGUGAAACCUGUGUCACAUCAAAUAUGUGGACCAGAUGAUCUGCUGUGGUAACCUCCAAUAGGGAGCAGCUGAAAGAAAAACAACAACAUUAUCACUAUUUAAACACAAUUAUUAUUAUCUAAAUGUUAGCUAUUUGUGAUCAAAUCACAGGUUUAAAUAAAAGUGUUUCAGACGUAGAAAUCAGGCAGUGUCAAAACUGCUGCCUGUGUUAUUCAGCUGAGAGCGGGUAUAUUUUGGCACAAGUGACUUUUUUAACUAAUUAAGUUUUAUAAAGUCACUCUUACUGCUGCUGAAAUGGGUUCCAUAUACAAUGUUUAAGAAUUUUUAGGGAUCCUGUUUUUCACACAAUCAGCUUUUUCCAGACAUCUCACCAGGUCUGAUUUAGUUCAUGUUCAACUUGUUCCUCUGGGGUUCAGGGUUUCUCUCCCCUGCCCUGUGUGUAUGAGAAGUUAGAAUCUUCUCCCUGUGCUUUUUUGGUCUCUUUAAGGUCCAAAGACAUGCAUUGUAGGCUGAUGAACAUCUUUAAAAUGUAUUUUGUGUGUAAAUGAGUGUGCAGAUUUCUCUAUGUUGGUAGCCCAUCCAGGGUGUCCCCCGAGUUCCCUGGGAUAGGUUUUGUGUAGGAUACGUGGUACAGAAGAUACUUCUAAAAUGAUAUUAGAUCUAUUAAACUUUUGUUUGUCUUUUUGUUUUGUGGUGGACACAUGGAAUAUUUGUGUAAAUCAAAACCAUGCAUGGUCACAACUUUAUUAG